GAGGCUGCGGCCCUCCCAUUGGUCCGCCCGCGCCGAGGGAGCGGGGCCAGUCUCCGCGCGCCCUUUCGCUGCGGCGGCCGCGCUGCGCCACGGGCCCGGCGGCGUCGACCCCGCCGCCAUGGCCGUGCAGGAAGCCCGCCCCAACCACACCAUCUACAUCAACAACCUCAACGAGAAGAUCAAGAAGGACGAGCUGAAGAAGUCCCUGUACGCCAUCUUCUCCCAGUUCGGGCAGAUCCUGGACAUCCUGGUGUCGCGCAGCCUCAAGAUGAGGGGCCAGGCCUUCGUCAUCUUCAAGGAGAUCAGCAGCGCCACCAACGCCCUGCGCUCCAUGCAGGGCUUCCCCUUCUACGACAAGCCCAUGAGGAUCCAGUACGCCAAGACGGACUCGGACAUCAUCGCCAAGAUGAAGGGCACCUACGUGGAGCGCGACCGCAAGCGGGAGAAGAGGAAGCCCAAGGGCCAGGAGACGCCGACGACCAAGAAGGCCAUGCCGGGAGCGGCCGCCCCCGUGGCCAACGCCGUGCAGGGCGCCGUGCCGGGGAUGGCGAUGAACCAGGCUCCCCGCAUGAUGCACCACAUGCCAGGCCAGCCGCCCUACAUGCCCCCGCCCGGCAUGAUCCCGCCGCCCGGCAUGGCUCCCGGAGGCAUGGCGCCCGGCGGCAUGGCCCCUCAGCAGAUGAUGCCCGGCCAGAUGCCUCCUGCCCAGCCGGUCUCAGAGAAUCCACCCAACCACAUCCUCUUCCUCACCAACCUGCCCGAGGAGACCAACGAGCUGAUGCUCUCCAUGCUCUUCAACCAGUUCCCCGGGUUCAAGGAAGUGCGGCUGGUGCCAGGGCGCCACGACAUCGCCUUCGUGGAGUUCGAUAACGAGGUGCAGGCCGGGGCCGCCCGCGACGCCCUCCAGGGCUUCAAGAUCACCCAGAACAAUGCCAUGAAGAUCUCCUUCGCCAAGAAGUGAGGCCAUGGCCUCCCCGCGUCCCGGUCUUAUCCCUCAGGGCUGCCCCCAUUCCCCUUUCUCCCCAUGUUGUUUGUACUGACUGUCAGGUAAGUGCUCCCAGGCUGGCCCAUCCUGGCACCCAGAGCCUUAUGCACCGUGCCUGACUCGCAGCAGCCCCUUGCUCCCAGCGGGUAAGUGCCCCGGAUGCCCACCAGCAGCUGAGCCAGCCUUGGUAGAGCAAGGCAGCCCCUGGAGACCGGGACCGGGUGGGUGGGGGAGGGCAGGGAGACAGUUGAUGGCCUCAUGGAAAGCAUUGUACCCAGGGUCUGGUGCUCAGACAUUGCACCUGGAGCUUCCCGCUGUGUAAUAAAGUUGUUUUGUUUUAGA
Alligator mississippiensis (American alligator) is the source of this 1327-nucleotide messenger RNA. It is a transcript of the gene SNRPA, whose product is annotated as small nuclear ribonucleoprotein polypeptide A. NCBI's taxonomy places the organism in Eukaryota, Metazoa, Chordata, Crocodylia, Alligatoridae. The transcript is spliced from 7 exons. Gene Ontology annotation, molecular function: U1 snRNA binding. Bases 119 to 961 code for a protein of 280 amino acids. Gene Ontology annotation, cellular component: U1 snRNP. Gene Ontology annotation, biological process: mRNA splicing, via spliceosome. The record is from RefSeq and is a predicted model, not a curated record.